AUGGUUAUAUACCUCUUCACAGCAUUGCCAGCGAUGCUGCUCCUGCUCUCUCUCCAGAGAGUACCUUCUUCAUCGAGUACUGUUCAGGAGGCCUCUCCUGCUUGCUUGGUGUCAGGGGUCUCGCGCCUGAAACCCAGGUCUGGUGUGAGUGUUGAUGAUGAUGAGGUUGAUGGUGUUGGUGAUGAGAUUGGUGAUGUCGAUGAUAAUGAGGUUGAUGGUGUUGAUGGUAAGGUUGGUGGCGUCGAUGAUAAUGAGGUUGAUGGUGUUGGUGAUAAGGUUGGUGGCGUCAACACGAGUGUCCAGUGUGUUGACUUGAUGCUUGAAGUGAUCCCCGGACCGCAGUGGACUACUGCCUUCGGUUCUAUCUAUAUCCGGACCGCUAACCUGCUAUGGGCGCCUUCGGACGUCAGGUAG
This is a messenger RNA of Ustilago hordei, 414 nucleotides long. RefSeq lists its product as uncharacterized. The transcript has 2 exons. The coding region runs from base 1 to 414 and encodes 137 amino acids. The record is from RefSeq and is a predicted model, not a curated record. NCBI's taxonomy places the organism in Eukaryota, Fungi, Basidiomycota, Ustilaginomycetes, Ustilaginales, Ustilaginaceae.